Messenger RNA from Talaromyces rugulosus, 879 nucleotides. RefSeq lists its product as uncharacterized. Bases 1 to 879 code for a protein of 292 amino acids. The record is from RefSeq and is a predicted model, not a curated record. The transcript has 3 exons. NCBI's taxonomy places the organism in Eukaryota, Fungi, Ascomycota, Eurotiomycetes, Eurotiales, Trichocomaceae.
AUGAGUUCGUCUACAGAUGUUAGCAGUCUGCUGGUCCAGGCAGCUGUCCCCGGAUUCAAAUGUCCCACAGGGACUAAAAUGCAUAUCCUGGAUUUAGGCACGCUGGAAGCUGAUGAGUCGUGGAUUCUUCGUGGUAGUAAUUCGAGCUCUCUGUCAAACAAAAACCCAGUGAACAAGCGCCGCGAACUGAUGAUUCUAUCGGCCUUAAUUGAGUUACCUGGAGUAGGGCUGAUUUUAUACGAAACCGGCUGUGCCGAAGAUCUCGAUGUGAAAUGGGGUGCUCCCCUAACCGACAUCUUUCCUCGGAUCAUGUAUUCCGAGGAGAAAAAACUUCCAGCUGCAAUCAAAUCCACAGGCCAUGAUAUCAAGGACGUCAAGGCAGUUAUUAUCGGACAUUUGCACCUGGAUCAUGCUGGGGGUCUUGAGCAUUUUGUUGACACCGAUGUGCCAAUUUAUGUUCACGAAGAGGAAUUCAAACAUGCCUGUUGGGCUGUGGCUACUGGCGCCGACCUCGGCGUGUAUCUGGGGCAUUACAUGCUCCUCGACAGACUGAAAUGGAAUACCUUCACGGAAGAGCAUUUGGAUCUUUUCCAGGGUAUUACCCUACAUCACUCACCGGGACACACUCCGGGACUCUGUAUUAUGCAGGUAAACCUGGAGAAGGACGGUACAUUUAUAUGGACAACAGAUCAAUUCCAUGUUGCCGAGAACUAUGAGCUGGGCCACCCCCAUGGAGGUCUGGCGCGAGAUCAUACUGCGUGGUUUCGCAGUUUGAAUAUGAUUCGGAGGCUACAGAGGCUGUUUAAUGCUAGGCUUGUGUUUGGACAUGACAAAGAUGUUGCUACUAAGUAUUUGAACGAGAAGAAGUUCUUUGAGUGA